Cladophialophora psammophila CBS 110553 is the source of this 873-nucleotide messenger RNA. RefSeq lists its product as uncharacterized. The record is from RefSeq and is a predicted model, not a curated record. The coding region runs from base 1 to 873 and encodes 290 amino acids. NCBI's taxonomy places the organism in Eukaryota, Fungi, Ascomycota, Eurotiomycetes, Chaetothyriales, Herpotrichiellaceae. The transcript is spliced from 2 exons.
AUGCGUAACCCUGAGGCUCUCAAAGGCCACGCCCACAGACACUUUAUCGACAUCUAUACCGAGGAGAACCUGAACCAAGUGAUUGCAAGGUCUUACCGGGAAUGCCAGAGAAAAGUCAUGCGUGUUGACGGUAUAGUGGCCACCGGAAGCGAGCAGUGCAGCCUCUGCUUGCAUAAGACUUCACCAAUAUCGCCCUUACACUGUCAGCAGUGUGACCAGGUUCUCAAGCUGUGCACUCACUGUGUCCAAUAUGCCAGCAAGUUGCAUGUUCACCCCAUUCCAAGAUUCAACGACGACUCCAGCCAAGGGAAUCUUGUGCAGGUACAGCGUCCGACCUCGAAACCCUCGCCUUCGGGACCGCAAUACUCACCUGCCACGCCGUCACCGCAAUCGCCGCGACCAAGUCAAGGUUCGUUCGGCAGUGCUGCUCCUCAGCCUCAACGACCUGCACCCGGGCGUCCUCCAACAACGGGACAAACCAUCCCUCCCCGAAGACAAAGGAUCGGCAGCGCUCCGCCCCAAGGCCUAUGGUCCAGACCUCAAAGCUAUGGCCCAGCGCCGACGAGACCGUACGGCGUAACGCAGCAGGGAGACUUCCUCAACGAUCUCACCACGAGCAUCGCUAUAGCAUCCAUCACGCAGGCAGUCGUAGGCGCAGAAUCGAACGCGAUAUACGACGGAUCCGGCGCCACUGGCCCCACAGACGCCGGGAACCUCGACACAGGCACAGCAGCUGCAGACACAGGUGGCGCUGGCGCAACCCAGGACGUCAGCGGUGUGCAGGGAACGGACUGGACCGGACAGGAGACGUGGCAGGAUACGACCGCAGCGUACGACUCUGGAUGGGCCGCCGAUGACCAGGCACUGUUUUAG